Molecule: messenger RNA, 1871 nt
Organism: [Candida] anglica
Lineage: Eukaryota; Fungi; Ascomycota; Pichiomycetes; Serinales; Debaryomycetaceae
Source: the annotation of a GenBank genome assembly
AUAUGUCCAAUUGAAGAAAACAGAUCUAAAAUACAUUUUUUUUUACCUCUUACCCUCGUAUACAAUAGUGUUGUACUUUUCCAUUUGUUCAUUUGACUUGGAAUAUACAACCAACGCUACUAACUUUUUUCUUUAAAAAAAAAGAAUACAGAAAAUGUACUCCUUUGAUGUUCCUCAAGGACGUAGAUUGGCCCAAGUUAUUUCGGCAAUCCUUUGGUGUUUGUUCUCUGGUGGUCCGAUUUUUGGAUUUGCUGCUUUAAAACCAAUUCUUGUUGCUGAACAUGUUUAUGAGAAAUCUUGUGAUAUUUCCAUUAACUCCACAAUUUCUGGAAUUUCCAAUUAUGCCUUGGAUCCAUCUAUGUUUGGUUCUUUGACUACUACUCUCUUCCAAGACAUCGCUGGAGUUAAGUCUUCAUCAGAAGCUAAAUGUACCGCUCAAGAUCUUAAGUUGAACAUGAUGUUCACAGUUGGUGCUGUAUUGACAAAUGUCUCGGCCUUGGCCAUCGGUAGAUUACUCGAUGUUUAUGGUCCAAGAUUCUGUGGUCUUAUUGGUGCCUUUUUCCUUUACCUUGCCUGUAUUGUUUUCAUUUAUGCUAAGGAUAUUGAAGCUUCUCCAAUAUUGUCCAUUUUAGAUCCUUAUUUGCUUGGUUACGCAUCCAUGGCCUUGGGUGGUCCAUUUGCCUACAUUUCUUCAUUCCAACUUUCCAAUUCAUUCCCUCACAAAUCAGGAACAAUUUUGGCUCUUUUAACUGGUGCAUUUGAUGCUUCUUCUGCUGUGUUUUUAAUCUAUAAAAUCUUGUAUACCAAGUCUUCAGGAUCUUUCACAAUUUCAACUUUUUUCAAAGUUUAUUUACUUGUUCCUAUUUUCAUUACCAUUGUUCAAGCAUCAAUUAUGCCAAAGGACUCUUAUAAGACUCCACCAGAAACUACAUUAUGUGUUGGUGAUGUUCCUGAAAGCUCUUCAUCCACUGAAGCUGAAGCUUCUAAUUCUGAACAUUCUCCUUUAUUAAGUCAAUCUGGUAGAAGAGACUCUAUUGGUGAUGCUUUAAAACAACCUUAUGCAGAUGAAGGUGAAGAAGCCCUUGUUAAACAUUCUGGAGGUAUCUUUGGUAUUUUACAUGGUUACUCUGCCGAAUAUCAAAUUAAAACCCCUUGGUUUUAUCUCAUGUGUGCAUUUGCUACCAUUCAAAUGUUAAGAUUAAACUAUUUUGUUGCUACAAUUACCACCCAAUAUACUUAUUUAUUUGAAUCAGUUGCCCUGGCAGAAUCUUUGACUCAUUUCUUUGAUAUUGCCUUACCUUUGGGUGGAGUUAUCUCAAUCCCAUUUGUUGGUCUUUUCCUUGAUCAUUGCUCCACUACAAUUGUAUUGGCAGCUCUUUUAGCUGUUUCAUUAGUUAUUGGAGUAUUGGGAUUACUGGGAAGCUUCAUUGCUGGAGUUAUUAAUGUCUCUAUCUUUGUUGCCUAUAGACCAUUUUUCUAUACUGCAGUAUCUGAUUUCUGUGCUAAAGUAUUUGGAUUUGAUACUUUUGGAACUGUUUAUGGUGCAAUUAUUUGUACUUCUGGUGUUUUCAAUUUCUUACAAAGUGUAUUAGAUAGACUUACACAUACUACAUUUAACAUGAAUCCUAUUCCAAUCAAUGUUACUUUGGUCGGAUUAACAUUUAUCAUUGGUGGUGCUACAUUAUAUUAUGUUCACCAUCAAACUGGUCUUUAUAAUCAAAGAAAACAAAGACAAAUGAUUUCUUCGUUGACAUAGAAAAGAAUCAAAAUACAUAAAAGUUAGAUUUAAACAUUAUACAAGUACUUGAAUAACAGAAAAAGUUUUUUUUUUCUGAAAAGGAAAGUUUUAUUACUCCACAAUAUAUCAAUAA